Molecule: messenger RNA, 3067 nt
Organism: Verruconis gallopava
Lineage: Eukaryota; Fungi; Ascomycota; Dothideomycetes; Venturiales; Sympoventuriaceae
Exons: 2
Coding region: 830-2836 (668 amino acids)
Source: RefSeq, a predicted model, not a curated record
GUUAGAGGCUCAGAAUAGCCGGUUUUGGCCUUCUCGCGUUGAACGUCGUCCAACCAGCUGCCGCCCGUACCUGGCGGCCCCCCUGAACGUCCUGCCAAGUGGCCCACACCGGGAUCCGGAUCGACGCUUUAACGGGCGGCACUCCUUUUGGAUCGAUGUUUCAUGCUCACACGGCGAUGCACCAAUAUCCAACCAUGAUUCCACGGCGCGCUCCCUGACGGAUGAGGCUGUGCAGCUUCACGUUUGGAACUGCCUGUUUCCUCACACCCCCCCAUAGCCGUUCUUCGCGCCCAGGAUAGCUGCCGGUGAGCCUGGAACAGAUACUCAAGCCAGUCAAGCAUGUCAGGUUGUCUGUAACUGCCAAUGCUGUUCGCACUGUCUCAGUGCUCCACGCCGCCGUCUAAUGGCCGACCGUCUAGCCAGGAGCCUUGGAGGGAUGGGUUGUUCACAUGUUUCAUGAUUGCGCGCGGUCAUGGAUUGGAAUAGCAUCAUGCUGUGGGUACUGGUAUGGAGUGAAGAAGGAAGAGCAAGGUGGAGCAAAGGCCGUCGGUCUUUCUCGUGGCCCACAAAUGCACAGUCCGUCAUACAGGAUGCAGGAAACUCAUAAAGGCCGUGUAUGUUCUCGUAACCCAAGGUUCUUUUCACCGCAAGCUUUUGCUCCUUCGUUUGUCCUGAGGGCAUCCUUCGUUAUAAAGUUGUCACAUUCGCUUCUGAUAGAUAUCUCGAUACAUUCGUUAUUGGUUUGCAUAUUCUUCGCUCUGUAUAUCGCCUCGGCCUCCUUACGGUUAACAAACACUUGGUGGUUAUCAUCGUUGAUUAACAAGGCAACAUGAAAACCGCAUCGGCGAUCGCCACCUUACUGGGCGUCGCGUCUGCUACCAGCUGGAACGACUACCCAUCUUUCAAGACGCCCCAGAACAACGACAAUCAAUGUGAUGGCCAACAGUCAUCUGGCUGGAGCUGGUCCAACCUUGGCACUGGCAGCUUCUCGAGCUACGAUGGCUUCAGCUUCAAUGGCUGGACUUGUGCUAACAGCUUCGGAAAACGCGACCCUCUGACCAAGCGAAGCUUCCAGGACAAAUGCAUCCAGGGCUCCAUCAGCGCCGGUAAAGGACCAAGCUUCAGCUGCGGUUCUAGCAAGAACUUCUCCAUCGACACCUACCAGAUAUCUGUCUCUGAGGACACCGAUGUCGAAUUCCACUAUCAAAUGCCCGAUGGCAGCACUUGCAAGCAAACCGCCUCUUGCAAAUCGGGUGGUACGGUCGUAAAGAACACCCAGUGUGGUGGUGCUCAGCAGGUGUCAUUUCAACUUCCACAGGGCUCGACGAGCAGCUGCAGCAUUGGUAUUCAUUCGAUUGGUUUCGACUGCAGUGGGCCGUCGCCGAGCACCAGUACCCCUGCAUCACCUGCGUCUACGAAGCCAGCUUCCUCCAGUUCAAGCGCCCCAGCUUCUCCAUCAAGUACUUCACCCGCAAAAGCUUCAAGCUCUAGCCCAGCUUAUCAGCAGAGUACUUCACUCGCGCAAUCUUCAAGCUCUAAGCCAGCUUCUCCGUCAAGUACUUCGCUGGCACAAUAUUCCACUUCUGGCCCCGCUGUGCCGUCGAGCUCCGCGCCAGCUCCUCCCAAAAGCUCAGAGCAGGCGCCUUCCCCGUCAAGCUCCGCUCCACACUACUCAAACUCUUCUUCUCCACCAGCCUCUUCUGGUCCUGCUUCUGCACCUCAAUCCUCUCAGCCGGCGUCUCCUCAGUCGUCUCAGCCCGCGCCAUCCAGCUCAGGUCCGGCUUCUUCGCCAACUUCGAGCAAGCCGGCUUCGCCUUCCGUGCCAUCUGCCUCCACUCCUGGUUCUCCGGUCUCGAGCUCGAGCCCAGUCUCCUCGUCUCCCAGCAUUCCCACGGCUUCAUGUCCAGAUGUGCUGCCUCAGUGCCUGAGCACUUGGAUUCAAUCAUCAGGCUGCAAGGACAACUCGGAUUACACAUGCUACUGCAAGAACUCCGAAUUCACGAAGAAUGUCAUCGAAUGCGUCACGGCCUACGGAGCUGAUGUGACGAUCAUCUCAGAGGCGUUGUCCUACCUCCAAGGUAUCUGCGCAGCUUACAUCCCGCAGAAUCCAGGCCUCGUCACGAACUGCCCAAGUUCUAUCCCAGUUACGCCUCCAGCUCCAGCAAGCACAUCACCAGCAAGCCCUGCAGAAACAGGAAGCACUACCUACACAACGCAAGUUGUGACUGAGACCGUUUCAACAUGCACGCCUGGUCAAACCGUGACAGAGAAUGGUGCUACCACUGUCCUUUCGUCAUCAAAGAUCAGCACGAUCACUCUCACAAAGACUGCCACUAUUGCUACAUGUGCCAAAUGCAACGGUGGAGCCCCAGCGACAUCCGCAGUCGUUCCGCAGUACACAACCGUUACUAUCGCAAGUACAUACACAAUUCCGUGCACUUACACUGAGGGCGUCAGCCAAGGUUUCCCCAUCCCAAGCUCGAGCACUAUCACGCAGCUCACAACAGUUGUCACGGUGCCUUGGGUGCAAUUCACCACGGCAGCCCCUGUUGCAGGUGCUACUACUUACAGUGUCGGUCUUGCACAAGGCCCAGCUCCUGGUGCUGGCGGUUAUUCCGCCACUGGUUCAGGUCCUGCUCCUGCCACCAGCCCCGCCAAUGCUGUCACGCCAGGAGGCUAUGCUGGUGCGAGCACGACUUUCACACCGUCGGGUUACAAGCCAACAAGCAGCUCAUCGUUCUCCCCAGCGAUGGUGACCACAAACGCUGCUCCUUCUCAUGACGGAAAGAUGCUUGGCAUGUUGGCUGCUGGUCUCAUGGCAGUCCUUGCUCUCUGAUAAGGUCAAACAUGUAGACGAAUGAAGUCUCUUUUGUUUCCUUACACAAUCUUGUAACAAUUUUCCUUUAUCAACGCGAAUCUCAUCUGCACAGCGCGGGAUCCUAUCGGCGUAGAAACAAAACCUCUACUUGUCAGUGUUUAAUGGGUACAUGUUAUACACAGGUAGACACUGUGAAUAAUAGGAUAAUAAAAAAACUAUAUAGCUAUAUGAUGCUAUUGAUAUUACACA